This is a messenger RNA of Triplophysa dalaica, 1644 nucleotides long. RefSeq names its product RNA polymerase II subunit M (gene polr2m). Gene Ontology annotation, molecular function: transcription elongation factor activity. Gene Ontology annotation, biological process: intracellular signal transduction; transcription elongation by RNA polymerase II. Gene Ontology annotation, cellular component: intracellular anatomical structure; nucleus. Lineage: Eukaryota; Metazoa; Chordata; Actinopteri; Cypriniformes; Nemacheilidae. Bases 179 to 1171 code for a protein of 330 amino acids. The transcript is spliced from 4 exons. The record is from RefSeq and is a predicted model, not a curated record.
UUUGUGGCGUUGUCAUGUCUGGCUUCAUUAGCUUUGCUUAUCUUAACACAUGGCGGCAUUUGUCAUAUUGCGUAGGAUGUCAACAGUAUUAAAGUAGUAAAUACAACGUAUUGCAGUUUUUAGGUGUCAGUGUGAGACUUUUAUUAGUAGUUUUAGUUUAUUAGUCGCUGUUUUGAUCAUGGCGGCAGCGUGGACAGCGCCGCAGGGGCAAGUGGGUGAUCUAAGGAGCAAGAGUAAAGAUGAGCUCCUUGAGAUGCUGUCACGACAACAGAAGUUACUUUCUAAUAAGAGAUUUGUUCAGAGGCUCCCUGAUAAAGGAAGGAAGAUUGCUGACUUUUUGGAGAAAGUAAAUCUUGCUCUUGGACAUCUGGAGGAGGAAGAGCAGAAACAAGCAAGUUUAGUGUCUGCCCGAGCAGAGUUUCAAGCUAAAUAUCAGCAAGCCCUUUCCAAUCGAAGUACAGAUUUAGACUCAACUUUGGACAUCUCAUUCCUCGACAAAAAUGAAGCGGAUGAGAACACUAAUGUUCAAAAAAUACCGUUUGACCAAAAUAGGUCUUCAGCAUCCCAACCACAGGCUGCCACUGACACACUAGGAACAGCCUGUGAAAAUGCACCAGCGUUGCUGAUGCAGGACACAGGACUUGUGGAGGCAUUUGAACAAUUUACACUUGCUAAGAGUAACAAUGUCUCGCAUCAAGACAAGACAAAACUGCCUUCUAGUAACACCAUUCUGGGUAGUCAACCAAUGAAGAAGCCACAUUAUAUAGAAGUCCUGGAGAAGACAGAGAAGAGUGAAUAUUCAAGAAAGGCAAGAUUCAAACCAAACCAAAUAACAGUAAAAUCAGGAUCUUCAUCACCUAGUCACAGCUCUGGCAGUACCACACCACUUACUGCAGAAGCCAGAAAACUGCAAGAGAGAAAGCACCUGGAUGACAUCACCUCAGCUAGACUUCCACCCCUGCACCACAGUCCUGCCCAGCUGCUCUCAAUAGAGGAGUCAACUGACCUUCUGCAAGAGCAGACCAGAAAGUAUGAGGAGUUGCAGGCCAAGCAAGCUGCCCAGAAGCUGGCAGAUGGCCUUAGUAUCAGGAUGGAGAGCUACAAUCCAGAAGGAGGCCCAAUGACAGCCUACAGAGAGGUGCAUGAUGAUGGCGCCAUUGAGGAGGACUGAUUAUGGGGCCCUACAGGGAGGGCACUCGCUUAGUGAUAUGUUUGGCCCCUUGCCCCGGACUAGCUCUAGGCCUGGAGCCCAUGCUUCAGGACCCUGGAGAGAGGCUUUCAGCCUGUGGACAAGAGAUGGGCUCUUCAUGAACUGCAAUGACAAUGUCUUCAGAUAGAGAAUAGAAAGCAGCUUUUCCCUAUGAGGAACACCGGGUUUAAUCCAGUUUAUGGUGAUUGUGUUAAUGGAGACUGCUUGACUGUUUUCGCCAGUGGAAUGUAACAAAAUAAGAGCAAUAGAUCACCUUGGCAAGCUGAUGGGGAAAAACCAUGUUUAGAUUCUUAACUGAGGAAACGCCACACCUUGAUUAUUUAGAAUAAUUCAAUUCUAAACUUUGAUAAGCCAAGCCUUUAAAGGUGUGGUUCCUUGAUGAUGAUGUAAUAUUUUUGUGUAACCUUACUUUAUAUUUAUGCACAAUAAAAGAG